AGCCUCCACGGAGCUCACACAGGGUUUUAGCCAAUCGAGUUUCCAGCCUUAAAAUUGCUUCUUAAUCUCGAGCUGUCUAUUUGGCAGUUUGAUUGAUGUCCUCGCGCUGCACAGAGGGGGGUGGGUUCAGGCCUACAGUCCGUCCUCGCUCUCCUGCACGCUCACACAGUCUGACUCACACACGUGCGGUCGCAGCAGACAACGAGCGGAGCUCAAACGUGAGAAGAAGAGUCCAGGGAGCUCAAAGGUGAGAAGCCGGGACGGAAGAGUCCAGGGAGCGGCGCGUGGAGCAAGCUGUGUUCCUCGCGCCGGAGCGCAGGGCUCGCGGAGGCCAUGGAUCACUUAGGGCUUCUGGGGGCGCACUUGCAGCACCACAGUGGAGUGGAGCCCAUCAGCUUUGGCAUCGACCAGAUCCUCAGCAACGUUGAGCAGAGCUGCAUGCUGGGCGUAAGGAUGCACGAGCCGGACUACGGACAUGUGGCUUAUAACAACAGCGCGAGCAAUGGCUUCACGUGCGGUAACACCGGAUAUAACGGCACCAGCAGCUCGUGUGGGAUGGCUGCCCUCGGCGGGGCUUAUCACAUGAACAUAGGUGUGAAUGCGAACGGGACAAACGUGAACCCUGCCGGGGUCAUCCGUGUGCCCGCACACCGACCUCUGAGCUGCGGAAACUCAACCGGGCCGCCGGGCAGCGCGAGCAUCAAUAACAUGGGCUCGCUCACAUUCCCCUGGAUGGAGAGCAACCGCCGCUACACCAAAGACAGGUUCACAGGUCAUCCAUACCAGAACCGGACACCUCCUAAGAAAAAAAAGCCUCGGACGUCAUUUACACGGCUGCAAAUCUGUGAGCUGGAGAAACGUUUCCACAGACAGAAGUACCUGGCAUCUGCUGAGCGCGCUGCCCUGGCCAAAGCCCUGAAGAUGACUGACGCUCAGGUCAAAACCUGGUUCCAGAACAGACGCACCAAGUGGAGGCGGCAGACGGCGGAGGAGCGCGAGGCGGAGCGGCAGCAGGCCAACCGGAUCCUCAUGCAGCUUCAGCAGGAGGCCUUCCAGAAGACCAUCAACCAGCCGGUCACCCCGGACCCGCUGUGUCUGCAGAACAGCUCCCUGUAUGCCCUACAGAACCUGCAACCCUGGACAGAGAACACCGGCAAGAUCAGCAGCGUGUCGGCCUGCGAAUAGAGCCAGCGCGCAGCGUGACUCCCAGAGACAUGGACAUGGACGUGAAUCCGCUGGAGAGCUCCGUGAAAAGGAGGUUUGGUGCUGGACAGUUGAAUAUAUAAAGGUCAGCAGGUCGUCUGCCAGCUCUUAUUAUCACCCAUCCUCUGUCAGCUAUGAUGCUGGAACUGCAGCUAUAACAGAAAGCAUGAUUCUGAUGGGGUUCCCUUUAGUUUCCACUGCUCCCAUGUAAUGGGGGCCCACAGUCUUAUCUGGAUCCUUCACAGGUCUGGACUGAAUCCAAGCUUCAGCCCUGCAGGGAACCAGAUCAACAUUCUGAAAAUAUUUUGGAUGGGCAUUGCAGUGUGCUACAUACAUACAUCUGCAGAAAGCUCCCAAGAGGAGCAGGAGGACAGACUGACAUCAGUGAGUUGUAUUAUACUUGCCUGUAAAGGACUUGAUGUUUCAUAAACAGCAUAUUUUCAUAGGCUAUUUGAUGUUGGCUAAAAAAAAGAAACGUGUGUACUGUACAUCUCUCUCGACAUCAAUGUCUGAUUGUGUACGUCCUCAAAGUAACUUUUUUAUUCAUCUAAUAAUGUCAAAUAACAGCACUUGUUUUAGCACCUUUUUAUGAACUUAUGCAGGCUAUAAACUGACACAUUAACAAAUGGAAAUGACUCCAUAUGAUUAUUUACAGCAACACACCAAGGUAUUUGUCUAUUUUACCAUCAAAAUAAAAAUAAUACUGAAUUGCACUUUGCAGCCAUUAAAC
Molecule: messenger RNA, 1933 nt
Organism: Labrus bergylta (ballan wrasse)
Lineage: Eukaryota; Metazoa; Chordata; Actinopteri; Labriformes; Labridae
Gene: tlx1
Product: T cell leukemia homeobox 1
Biological process (GO): regulation of transcription by RNA polymerase II; animal organ development
Cellular component (GO): nucleus
Molecular function (GO): DNA-binding transcription factor activity, RNA polymerase II-specific; RNA polymerase II cis-regulatory region sequence-specific DNA binding
Source: RefSeq, a predicted model, not a curated record